Molecule: messenger RNA, 1661 nt
Organism: Spinacia oleracea (spinach)
Lineage: Eukaryota; Viridiplantae; Streptophyta; Magnoliopsida; Caryophyllales; Amaranthaceae
Product: stemmadenine O-acetyltransferase-like
Exons: 1
Coding region: 62-1450 (462 amino acids)
Source: RefSeq, a predicted model, not a curated record
GAAUGUUAUGGUUGUUGAAGCAAAAUUGUAAAAAAUAGAGACACAAUAACAAUUCCUACACAUGGAAAAAAUCCGUGAAAUAAACGUGAGAAUAGUAUCUAGAGAAGCUGUGAAGCCCUCAAUUCCGACGGCUUCUCAUCUGAAAAACUUGAAAAUGUGUUAUACUGAUCAGAUGUUGCCUCUUGUCCCGCCCUUCCUGACCUCCGGUCUCGUGUUCUACACGAAUACAAAUGAUGUUCCAGUUGAUAUUACUCGUUUAAAAACUAGUCUAUCCAAAACACUUACUACUUUUUACCCUUUAGCUGGCCGAAUCAAACAAUCUACCAUCAAUUGCAACGAUCAAGGUGUACCCUUUAUUGAAACUCGGGUUAAUUGCCCGUUAUCCCUUGUGAUCAACUCUCCUAAGAUAGUUGACUUUGUCACCAAGUUUCUUCCCCCUCGAGAUUCACUCGGCAGCCUAAUUGGUUGUGAUAACGAUGAACUUGAACUGGAACUGGAACUCGUUCACCUUGCUAUUCAAGUUAACGUUUUCACAUGUGGUGGUGUUGCUAUAGGAUGGUAUGAUAUCCACAAAGUUAUGGAUGGAACUUCUUCCGCAACUUUCUUUAAACACUGGGCAGCCCUUGCGAGGCAACAGUCGUACUGUUACGAUGGUUUAACGCAAGCUAAUUUUGAUGCUGCAGUCACUGCCUUCCCUCCUUCGCCUAAAGCAGAGCUACUGAAGCUAGGGAAUGACUACGAUAUUCACGACAACGGUCAUGGAUUGUCGGACUCCUCUACUGUGGUCAAGAGUUUUAUCUUCACCAACAAUUCUGUAACCAAGCUUAAGGAUAAGGCUUCUAGCAAGCAGGUCCCUAACCCGACCCGCUAUCAGGCCUUAGCUGGUUUUAUCUGGGAGCAACUCCUGCUCAUCUCAUCAAUGCACUAUGAGCAUAAUAAUACUGAUACAAUACUUCAAGUUACUGUUGACAUGCGACCGUUCACGAACCCACCACUCCCUAGAGGUUCUAUAGGCAAUCUUAUCAACACUGCGGUGGCACGUGCUCAAAAUUCAACCAAACUCCCUCAACUAGUUCAAGAAAUUCAUGGAGUGGUUUCGAAGAUGAAGGACGAGAUUAAUAAGUAUCAUGACGACGACAAACCCGCAGAGGCAGUACGAGAAAGUUGGGAUAAUCUGAUAAACACAUUAUCAGAGUAUAAGGAUAGAGCCUACAAAGUUGUUAGUUGGUGUAAGCUUGGGUUCAAUGAUCUUGACUUCGGGUUCGGGAAACCACAGUGGAUGGUUCCUACAGAUGGGAUCAUGUCUCCCUUUCAUAAAAAUCUUAUUAUAUUGACUGAUUUUAAAGACUCAGAUGGUGAAGGGAUUGAAGCAUGGUUCUUCUUGGAGGACAAAGAUAUGAACAUUUUGGAGUCCAAUCCUCAAUUCCUAGCUUUUGCUUCUCCUCUUUAGACCAACUACUCUACAAAAUAUAUAAACCUAAACAUGCUGUUUGUAAUACAAGUAUUCGUUGGGAUUAAUUGUAAUAUUAAUUUUGAUUUAUGGAUGAAGAUUUGUGUGGUGUUAUAAUACAUUGAUGCCAGUUUUACGUCUACAAAUCGAAUUUAAUUCAAUCUCUAAACUACAACAAAUGGAAACACCUCUCGUUGAAGUUUGUAUCAAC